Messenger RNA from Symbiodinium necroappetens, 300 nucleotides. The record is from the annotation of a GenBank genome assembly. Lineage: Eukaryota; Dinophyceae; Suessiales; Symbiodiniaceae.
AUGCGGGAAGCACGGGAAGCUUGGAGACUUCUGAUUCCGCUGCCGUUUUGGGCUCCAGCUGCUGUUCCCGCUUUGCAGCGCUGGGAAGCCAAGGUCCUUUUGACUAUGGCGAUCGAGCACGUGGCAGCCCUCCUGGUGCAGCCGAUGUCCACGGAGAGAUUCGUCCGCCGUCGCUGGGAUCGGCAGAUCGUAGAUGUGGACGCUUUUUCAGGUGGCCAAAGCCUCGUCCACCGCAAAACGAUUCCAAACACCUCUUCGACUGGUGCCUUCAUUUCAAACACCACCGCACGGCUGCUCUGA